GCCUCUCUCUCCCCACAUUUCGGUCGAGGGUUGUUAUUUAGUCUUGUUCGAUAGAGAGGAGAGAGAAACUCCCUUACACACAAAAACACAACAGAUACCUAAAAAGGGAAACCGAUUUUCUUUUUCGAAUUCUCUGAAUCUCUGCUUCGAAAUUUUUUCCCGGAAAGUCAUCGAAUACCUCGUCCUGUUGCGACAAAUUCCAAGGAUCUGAUAGAGGAGGAGGAGGAGAAGCUAGGGUUUCUGUUUCUUCGGUGUUUUGAUUUUGGGGAGGCGGGAAGUGGAUUCGACGAAGAUUGAUCAGAGAUGCGGUUUUGUGUGAAUUCUAGCUGAAUCUAUCUCAGUUAGGUUUUAAUUUCGAGCUUUAGGUUGGAAAAUGGAUGUCGAUUCGUCUAUGGUGCCGGAGAGCGAUCACGAUCCGGUGGAUCAGAACCACAGCGGAGCACAGUCUCCAUCGCCGAUGGAGAGGGAGGCCCCGCAGCAGAUGAGCGAGCAAGUGCCGCCGGAAGGUGGAUCUUCUCCGGCGUCGUCGCCUCCUAACUCGGCGACGAGUCCGCCGGCGCAACAGCUACCGGCGGAUGCGGAAUCGCAACCGGCGGCGGUGGCUGGUCCUAGAUGUGCGCCGACGUAUUCGGUGGUGAAUGCUAUAUUAGAAAAGAAGGAGGACGGGCCUGGACCUAGAUGUGGUCACACGUUGACGGCGGUCCCUGCCGUUGGUGAGGAGGGGACGCCUGGCUACAUUGGGCCUCGUCUCAUCUUGUUCGGAGGUGCGACGGCUCUCGAGGGUAAUUCUGGGGGAACCGGGACGCCAUCUUCAGCUGGAAGUGCUGGCAUUCGACUUGCUGGUGCAACUGCAGAUGUUCAUUGCUAUGAUGUCCUCUCCAAUAAGUGGACAAGGCUGACACCUUAUGGAGAACCACCGACCCCAAGAGCUGCGCAUGUUGCAACUGCUGUUGGGACCAUGGUAGUUAUUCAGGGUGGAAUUGGUCCUGCUGGUUUGUCGGCUGAGGAUCUUCACGUUCUUGAUCUCACUCAACAACGGCCACGAUGGCACAGGGUGGUUGUUCAGGGUCCUGGUCCAGGGCCCCGUUAUGGCCAUGUCAUGGCAUUGGUGGGACAAAGGUAUCUCAUGGCAAUCGGUGGAAAUGAUGGGAAACGUCCACUCGCUGAUGUAUGGGCCUUGGACACUGCCGCAAAGCCUUAUGAGUGGCGUAAGCUGGAACCUGAAGGGGAAGGUCCACCUCCAUGCAUGUAUGCCACUGCUAGUGCACGUUCUGAUGGCCUUCUUCUCCUUUGUGGCGGGAGGGAUGCGAACAGUGUGCCUCUGGCAAGUGCAUAUGGACUUGCCAAACAUAGAGAUGGACGUUGGGAGUGGGCCAUCGCCCCUGGUGUCUCGCCGUCAGCCAGAUAUCAGCAUGCAGCAGUCUUUGUAAAUGCAAGACUCCAUGUGUCUGGUGGGGCUCUUGGUGGUGGGCGCAUGGUAGAAGACUCAUCCAGUGUCGCAGUGUUGGAUACCGCAGCAGGUGUUUGGUGUGACACAAAAUCGGUUGUUACUAGUCCUAGAACUGGCAGAUACAGUGCUGAUGCAGCUGGUGGCGAUGCUUCUGUUGAACUGACCAGGCGUUGUAGGCAUGCUGCUGCUGCAGUCGGUGAUUUGAUAUUUAUUUAUGGUGGUUUACGUGGAGGGGUGUUACUCGAUGACCUAUUGGUUGCUGAAGAUCUUGCUGCAGCAGAAACAACAUCUGCUGCCUCUCAUGCUGCAGCAGCUGCAGCAGCAACUAAUACGGCAGCUGGCAGAUUACCUGGGAGGUAUGGUUUCACUGAUGAAAGUUCAGGGCAGUUAUCUGAAACAGCACCUGAUGGUUCUGUUGUGCUUGGAAGCCCUGUUGCACCUCCUGUAAAUGGUGACAUGUAUACUGAUAUAAGCACUGAAAAUGCAAUGCUUCCUGGAACCCGGAGAACGAGUAAGGGUGUGGAGUAUCUAGUUGAAGCAUCGGCGGCAGAAGCUGAGGCUAUCAGUGCUACAUUGGCUGCUGCCAAGGCACGACAGGUUAAUGGUGAAGUUGAACUCCCAGAUAGGGAUCGUGGUGCUGAGGCUACACCUAGCGGGAAACCCACGUCUACACUAAUCAAGCCAGAUUCUGUGGCUUCAAACAGUGUUCCUCCUGCUGGGGUUCGGCUUCAUCAUAGAGCUGUGGUGAUUGCUGCAGAAACAGGUGGAGCUUUAGGUGGAAUGGUUAGGCAGUUAUCAAUCGAUCAGUUUGAAAAUGAGGGACGACGUGUCAGUUAUGGGACACCCGAAAGUGCAACAGCAGCAAGGAAACUAUUAGAUCGACAGAUGUCCAUCAACAGUGUUCCAAAGAAGGUUGUAGCUCAUCUUUUGAAGCCCCGUGGUUGGAAGCCACCUGUCCGACGCCAAUUUUUCUUGGAUUGCAAUGAAAUAGCAGAUCUUUGUGAUAGCGCUGAGCGUAUCUUUGCAAGUGAGCCAACUGUUUUACAGUUGAGAGCUCCCAUCAAGAUAUUUGGUGAUUUGCAUGGACAGUUUGGGGAUCUUAUGCGCCUUUUUGAUGAAUAUGGUGCACCAUCAACAGCUGGAGACAUAUCAUACAUCGAUUACCUCUUCCUAGGGGAUUAUGUCGAUAGGGGUCAACACAGCCUAGAAACAAUCACACUUUUGCUUGCGCUAAAGGUUGAGUAUCCUCAUAAUGUACAUUUAAUUCGUGGGAACCAUGAAGCCGCAGAUAUUAAUGCCCUUUUUGGGUUCCGAAUAGAAUGCAUCGAGCGAAUGGGUGAAAGAGAUGGAAUCUGGGUGUGGCACCGAAUCAACCGAUUAUUCAACUGGCUUCCUCUAGCUGCGUUAAUCGAGAAGAAAAUUAUCUGUAUGCAUGGGGGUAUCGGUCGGUCAAUAAAUCAUGUGGAGCAGAUAGAAAAUAUUCAGCGUCCUAUUACAAUGGAGGCGGGUUCCAUCGUGCUUAUGGACUUGCUAUGGUCCGAUCCAACUGAAAACGACAGCGUGGAAGGACUGCGACCCAAUGCUAGGGGCCCUGGUUUGGUUACUUUUGGGCCUGACCGUGUGAUGGAGUUCUGCAACAACAAUGACCUUCAGUUGAUUGUACGUGCACACGAAUGUGUUAUGGAUGGAUUUGAACGGUUCGCCCAGGGGCAUUUGAUAACGCUUUUUUCAGCUACAAAUUACUGUGGUACUGCAAACAAUGCCGGGGCCAUCUUGGUGUUGGGGAGAGAUCUUGUAGUGGUCCCUAAGCUGAUUCAUCCGUUGCCUCCAGCGAUGUCAUCCCCCGAGGCUUCACCAGAAAGACACAUAGAAGACACAUGGAUGCAGGAGCUGAAUGCUAAUCGACCACCAACUCCGACCAGAGGACGCCCACAAUCCCCCAAUGACCGAGGCUCACUUGCUUGGAUAUAAAACCGGCACACACACUCACACUCUUGGUCUCUGCGAGCAUACCGCUCCCCGAACAACUCUUCCUUACAGCCAGAUAGAGCCCGAAACCCCGAGCCGCGAUUUCCUGUUUUUGAUGUAAGUCCCUUUUUUAUCCGCAAAGGAUGAAUUGAUUGAUAUAACCAAAGAGAGAUCGGGAAAUCAGAAAUUCGUCGCCGUUGAUGAAUUAGAGGUGGUGUUUGUGUGAAUUGAGCGUGGAAACAAUACUCACGUGAAGCGUUGGGGACGAAGACGAAAGAGAGCAAAAACUCAGUUUUGGGUGGUGACUUCAAAGAGUGCUUCUUUAGACGCGACGCGAGGGUGGGUUUUAGUUUGGUUGGUGGUUAGUUGAGUCCUCCUCUCUUUAUGUCAAUUUUUUAUUCAGUCCGUUUUUAUUCCAUAUUUAUUUUUUGGUCCUCGUGUUUCUUUUCAUUUCAUAUCCGCCCCUAUUAUUCAUAUAAAUAUAAAUUAGCGAGGUGUAUCUGUUUGGGAGACUCGGUCGGUUUGUGUAUCAUAGAGGGUGUUUGGGCUUUUUGUGUAAUUCCUCCGUCUCCCUCCACUUGAUUGUACAAUUUGUAACUGGUGGUCUGUGUGUUUAGGAUACGAAAUUCUUUUUCUUCAAUGGCUUCUUGAAGCUGAAUUGGUUGACAUCUAAAAAGCCUAUGUUUAAUUGAUUGGAUGAGAUUCGUUAUGUCA
Tarenaya hassleriana is the source of this 4132-nucleotide messenger RNA. RefSeq names its product serine/threonine-protein phosphatase BSL3. Gene Ontology annotation, molecular function: protein binding; phosphoprotein phosphatase activity. The coding region runs from base 374 to 3421 and encodes 1015 amino acids. Lineage: Eukaryota; Viridiplantae; Streptophyta; Magnoliopsida; Brassicales; Cleomaceae. Gene Ontology annotation, biological process: brassinosteroid mediated signaling pathway. The record is from RefSeq and is a predicted model, not a curated record. The transcript is spliced from 21 exons.